GUAAGCCGAUUUGAUGAAGUCAACCCUACGGCUAUGCCUCACGUAUUUUAUCCACUGCAGUAGUAUAGCUUAAUGAAUGUCACUGCGGUAUAAACGUCUGACCUUGUUCCUUAAAUAACUUGCUGAUAGCUAGGUUAGAGCGUUGGAAAAUUGUCACUAGGUCAAAGGUCAAGGUCACGGUGACUCAACUAAGAAAAUUGGUUUCUGGAUGAUAACUCAAGAAGGCUUGCACCUAGGAUCAUGAAACUAAAUAGCCUUGACAUCACGCUGUGACUUCAGACGUUCACGGUAUGACUUCAGACGAGGUCAAGACUGAGUUUGUUGUGUCUGACUAUGGCAAGACCAAUGUGAAGCUCCUCUUUGUGAGGAAGGGACAGUCCAAACACCUUAUCAAGGAACUAGAAGUAAGUUCUGCCCUCACUCUCAACAACCACCGAGACUAUGUGUUUGGGGACAACUCUGACAUUGUGGCAACAGACACCCAGAAGAACACGGUCUACAUCCUUGCCAAGAAACAUGGGAUAAAGAACAUCGAGACAUUUGCACUGAUUUUGAGCAACCACUUCCUGUCAAAGUACCCCCAUGUUGUUGCUACAAAGAUCUCUGUGCAGGAGUAUCCAUGGAAACGAGUGCAGAUGGAUGGACAGCCUCACAAUCAUGCGUUCCAGUAUAUUGCAGACUGCACCCGCGUGUGUGAGGUCAACCAGAAGAGAAAUGAGAAGCCAGUUGUGAUGUCUGGAAUUCGUGACCUUCGUGUUUUGAAGACCACUCAGUCAGCGUUCAAGAAUUUUCAUCAGGACGAGUAUAGAACGCUUCCAGACACGGACGACCGCGUGUUCUCCACGGUGGUAACGGCCUCUUGGUGGUACAACACAGCAUCCGGAUUCUGUUUCGAUAAGGCCUGGGAGACAGUAAAGGCCACUAUAAUGGAGAAGUUUGCUGGACCAGCAGACAAGGGGGUCUUCUCAGCCUCUGUGCAGCAUACGCUGUACAUCUCGAGCCAGGCAGCUUUAUCCAGAAUACCUCAGAUGGACCAUAUUGAAAUAACUCUGCCUAACAAACACUACUUUGACGUGGACUUCACCCGAUUUCCACAAGUAGAAUUUGCGGGUUCUGAAAAUAAUCAUGUGUAUCUUGGAGUGGAUAAGCCUUCUGGGAACAUCCAUGCUAAGGUGAAAAGGGCUGCAAGCGCCAAACUGUAGACCCCCUUCUUCUAGCUGCCUUGGUCAAGAUGGCCACUUUCAAGGGUUACAUUACACUUGAAAACAGCGGGUUAUAAUGAGCUUUGUUUGUAAUAUCAGUAUGGUAAAAGUCUUAAUAGAUUUUGAAUGCCAACGGUCUUCUUUUUAAGCCCAGGUAGGGUGGCAACUAUAGCAUUUGAACUGUCAGUUUGUCUGUCUGUCUGUCCGUCCGUUUGUCAGUUCGUCUGAAAACUUGAAUAUUGGCCAUAACUUUUGCAGUAUUGAAGAUAGCAACUUGGCAUGCAUUUGGCAUGCAUGUGUAUCUGAUGGAGCUGCACAUUUUGAGUGGUGAAAAGUCAAGGUCAUCCUUUAAGGUCAAAAAUAAAAAAAUACAAUCCAAGGGAAGUAAUAAGUUUUAAAAGGGAGAUAAUUUCUAAACCUGCCAAAUGAUCUAUUGAAAUUUUAUUUCAAAGUGGCGCCAUAUGGGGCAUUGUGUUUCUGACAAACACAUCUCUUGUUAUCUAUGAAAUUGUUUAAUUUAUUUGUAAGCACCUUUUUUUUCAAUUUAAGCCUGAAAUAUUUUUCAUUGUGUUUGUUGCGAAUUAAAGGGGCCUUUUCACAGAUUUUGGAUUUUUUUAAAGUUUGUCAUUAAAUGCUUUAUAUUGAUAAAUGUUAACAUUAGGUUUAAAAAUCUUCAGAAAAAAAAACAAGAAAACAAUUAAAGAAUUUUUUAAAAAGUUACCCUCAACAGGGCUCGAACCACUGACCCCUGGAGCCAUGGAGCAAAAGUCUACUGCUCAAUCCACUAGACCAUCCGUGCUCAUACCAUUACUGUCAAAUUUUUAACAUUAUAUAUGCAAUCCUCGUAGUAUAAAAAAAUACUACAAAAACAGAAUUCUCCAAAUUAUUCAAUCAUUUGGCGUUGCAACGCUUUAUAACUUUCCGGUUUUUAAAUCGUCAAAAAAUGCACAUAAUGGAUAUUUUAGAGCAUGGUAAAUGUUCAGUAUUACUGUUUCCUCACAAAUAUCAUAACUUCAAGGAUAAUUUGCGAAUCUGAAACAAUUUUUUUCAGUUUUGUCAAUUUAGCUAAGCGUAAAAAGGCCCCUUUAAAAUUUUGAUAAAUUUAGUAGAAAAUGUCAGAAAUCAAGGUAUAAGAUUGUUUCAUUGUUAUAUUUAAAUGAGUGUGUUGUUAACUUGUUGUUGGAGAUAAAAGGUUGGUUUAGAAAAUUUUGAAUAUUGAAACAUGUGUACUUUCCUUUAAACUUAAGAUUAUUAUGUCCCCCACUAUAGUAGUGGGGGACAUAUUGUUUUUGCCCUGUCUGUUGGUUGGUUGGUCUGUUGGUCUGUUUGCGCCAACUUUAACAUUUUGCAAUAACUUAUGCUAUAUUGAAUAUAGCAACUUGAUAUUUGGCAUGCAUGUGUAUCUCAUGGAGGUGCACAUUUUGAGUGGUGAAAGGUCAAGGUCAGCCUUCAAGGUCAGAGGUCAAAUAUAUGUGGCCAAAAUCGCUCAUUUUAUGAAUACUUUUGCAAUAUUGAAGAUAACAACUUGAUAUUUGGCAUGCAUGUGUAUCUUAUGGAGCUGCACAUUUUGAGUGGUAAAAGGUUAAGGUCAAGGUCAUCCUUCAAGGUCAGAGGUCAAAUAUUAUGUGGCCCAAAUCGGUUAUUUCAUGAAUACUUUUGCAAUAUUGAAGAUAGCAACUUGAUAUUUGGCAUGCAUGUGUAUCUCAUGGAGCUGCACAUUUUUAGUGGUGAAAGGUCAAGGUCAUCCUUCAAGGUCAAAUAUAUGGGUCAAAAUUGAUCAUUUUGUAAUGUCAUUUCUGCAAUAUUGAAGCUAGCAAUUUUAUAUUUGAAAUGCAUAUGUAUCUCAUGGAGCUCACAUUUUGAGUGGUGAAGGGUCAAGGUCAAGGUCUCUUCAAGGUCAAACGUCAUAUAGGGGGACAUUGUGUUUCACAAACACAUCUUGUUUUUAAAGAUUAUUUUCAAUAAGUGAGUAAAUAAAACAAAAAUGUAACCAUAUGUAAACUUGAGGAUCUGUCAAUACUUAAUAACAUUAUUUUAGCAUCGUUUAAAACUGAUUUAUGUAUUGACAUAUUCAAAUAAAGAAAUGUACUCUUUACCAUAUAAAGGGAUGCAACAGUUAGAUUACUUCAAGAAAACAGCUAGUUCGUUUUGGAUGCAAUUUUUAUGAGAAGUUCAUUAACAUCAGAUCAAACUUUCAAAAACUGUAUUUAUUAUACCCCGCCAUAGGCGGAGGGAUAUUGUUUUGGCGUUGUCCAUCUUUCCGUCCGUCCGUUCGGCACUUUUGUGUCCAGAGCCAUAUCUUGGAAGUGCUUUGGCAGAUUUCAUUGAAACUUGGUAUGAGUAUAUUAAUGGAUAAGAGGAUGAUGCACGCCAAAUGGCAUUGUACACCAUCGAUUAAUAAUGGAGUUAUGGCCCUUUGUAUUUUGAAAAAAUGCUUUUUUGUGUGUCCAGAGCCAUAUCUUGUGUCCAGAAGUAUAACGGCGGGGGAUAUCAAUUCAAUGAAUUUGCUUGUUCUUAUUAAAAGGGUAUGUAAAAUACUUGUCAUAUGUUUCAUUCGAAUAUCAAAUUAUCAGAAACUAAGGAUACGUUUCAUUUUCUUUAAAGCUUUACCAAACUAGACCCAAUGAAUUUCAGUUUGUUUGUUUUGUAAUAUCUAUGAUGACACAUUUGUUUGAUCUUCUAUGAGUUGUAUGAAUCUGUAUUUUCAAGGCACAUUUCAAUUUUGUGCAAUGGGUAUGCAUUUUUCUAUGUAAGUCUAUUAUUCUGCUUUUUUAGCUCACCUGAGCGAUAGCUCGAGGUGAGCUAUUGUGAUCACUCAGCGUCCGGCGUCCGUCCGUAUACAAAUUUGUAAACAUCUUCUUCUACUAAACCAUUGAGCCAAUUUCAACUAAAUUUCAUGUGGAGCAUCCCUAGGUCAUGGGACAAAAGAAUUGUUAAAAAAAAUUUGAUCACAUAACCAAGAUGGCCGCCAUGACCAUAUAUGGUAAAAACCUUAAAAAAUCUUCUUGUCAGAAACCGCUCAUCAGAUUUUCAAAAAAUUUCACAGGGAUGACCUUUGAGGGCUCCCCUGAAAAAGUUGUUCAAAGAAAUUUGAUUCGUCAAAAAACAUGGCCGCAGGAGCUCGUUGAACUUUGCAUGUUUAUUCGUUUUUGCCUAUUUUGUGAAAACUUUCAAAAAUCUUCCACAUUUUUUGUCCGAUCCUUUCCAAAUUUGCACAGUGUCUUUAUAUCAAUGAGGACACAAACCCUACAAAAAAUGAGCAUUAUUGGUCCAUGAAGUACAGAAUUACCUCCCCUUGAAUUGAGAAAAUGGUGUUUAUGCAAUAAAGUCCAAAUUUUUCAUCCAAUUCUUUCCAAACUUGUAAGGAUUUAGCAUGGUUCAAACAAGGGAAACAACUACGGUUUAUGCAUGUUCUUUUUAUUACAGAUUUGCCUCCCUUUAAUUCAUUCAAAAUCUCAUUUUACAGCAGAGAUUCCAAAUCUGACCUGUAAAUGAGCCCCAUAUUUUCUGCUGGUGCUAUGUUACCUUUUCCCAUUUGAUCAUUCUUAAGUAUUGGUCUUGUAAUGCUGCUACUGCUACUGCUACUGCUACUACUACUACUACUACUACUACUACUACUACUACUACUACUACUACUACUACUACUACUUCUACUACUACUACUACUACUACUACUUCUACUACUACUACCACUACUACUACUACUACUACUACUACUACUACUACUACUACUACUACUACUACUACUACUACUACUACUAGUACUACUACUAGUACUACUACCACCACCACCACCACCACCACCACCACCACGUCUACUAUUACUACUUCUACUACUACUGCCACUACUACUACUACUUUUACCAAUACUACUACUACUACUACUACUACUACUACCAAUACUACUGCUACUACUACUACUACUACUUCUACUACUACUACUACUACUACUACUACUACUACUACUACUACUACUACUACUACAACUACUAUUACUACUACUACUACUACUACUCCUACUACUACUACUACUACUACUACUACUACUACAACUACACCACCACCACCACCACCAUUCAUAGUGACAAAAAACGUAUUCACACAAUGGCUGCUACUACAACUUAUAGCCCAUAUAGGGGGGCAUGCAUGUUUUACAAACAGCCCUUGUUUCUAUGGGAUUUUAACCACAACUGUUCAUGUUUAUCUCCGACAUAUAUUUUUAGGUCACCUGUCAUGAAGUGACACAGUGAGCUUAUGUGAUCGUGUGAUGUCCGGCGUCCGUUGUGCGUGCCUGCGUGUGUCCGUGCGUCAACAAUUUGUUUGUGUAGACAGUAGAGGUCACAGUUUGCAUCCAAUCUUGAUGAAAUUUGGUCAAAAUGUUUAUCUUGAUGAAAUCCGGUUUGGGAUUGUAUUUGGGUCAUCUGGGGUCAAAAACAAGGUCACUAGGUCAAAUAAUAGAACAACCUUCUGUAGACAAUAGAGGUCACAGUUUUCAUCCAAUCUUUAUGAAAUUUGGUCAGAAUGUUUAUCUUGAUGAAAUCUGGGUUGGUAUUUUAUUUGGGUCAUCUGGGGUCAAAAACUAGGUCACUAGGUCAAAUAAUAGAAAAACCUUGUGUAGACAUUAGAGAUCACAGUUUUCAUCCAACCUUUAUGAAAUUUGGUCAGAAUUCUUGAUGAAAUCUGGGUUUGGGAUUGUAUUUGGGUCAUCUGGGGUAAAAAUCUAGGUCAAAUAAAUAGAAAAACCUUGUGUUGACAAUAGAGGUCACAGUUUUCAUCCAAUAUUUAUGAACUGUGGUCAGAAUGUUUAUCUUGAUGAAAUCUGGAUUGGGAUUGUAUUUGGGUCAUCUAGAGUCAGGAACUAGGUCACUAGGUCAAAUCAUAGAAAAACAUUGUGUAGACAAUAGAGGUCAUAGUUUUCAUCUGAUCUUAAUGAGUCAGGUGAGCGAUUCAGGGCCAUGAUGGCCCUCUUGUUGUUAUGUUCAAUAUUAAACAGAUGGGUGUUAGGUCUCUUUAUAUUGUUGUUGUUGUUUUUUAUAUCCAUGUUUACAGGUGUAUACACUAUGUGAUAAUCAAGUAGGUUUUGACGCUAUGGUUGCAUUACAACUAGUCCAUGUGACUUUGUGAAUUGAAUAUCUGUAUUUUAAGUAUUAUAAGAAAAGUAUGCGUGUUUUUUAUACUAUACAUUAUUAAUUGACAUUUACGAAUAAUAUAACUGUAAUGCAUGUUUAGCAUUUUAAAGAUCUUGAUUGUUGUUUUAAGUGUAUCACAUAUAUUUAGAUCGCUUAGAAUUAACAUUUGCUAUUAGUGAAUAGUCAACAAUUCAAUUUUCUUCUAGAUAUUUACAUUAUUGUUUCUGGGAAAUUGCUUUGUUAUUAAGUGACAGCAUUGAAAACAUUGCACACUGUAUUUUUAAAAAAUUAGACAUAAAUGCGGUGGAUUUGCUUUUUUAGUAGCAAAAGUAAUAGCUUUAUAGAAUAUAAAAAAGCGUAUAAACACUGAAGAUGGGGUAUUUUGAUUCUGUAAUUAUUGUAAUUAUAUUGUAUAAUCAUCAUAUAUUUGUACAGAAUAUAAACGCACAUUUAGUUUACUUUCAUUAAAAGAGGCACCAGUAUAUUUUAUAGAAUGUAUUUUUUUAGAUGGGAUUGAUUAUAGAUUGAAAGUUUUUCACACAAUAAUAUGGUCCAUUAGUUAAUAUUUGGAAGUUAUGAGUUAAUUACUUAUAUUGAUGAAUGCAACAUGAAACCAGUAAAAGAGUGAUUAAUUUA
Molecule: messenger RNA, 6967 nt
Organism: Dreissena polymorpha
Lineage: Eukaryota; Metazoa; Mollusca; Bivalvia; Myida; Dreissenidae
Product: uricase-like
Exons: 10
Coding region: 291-1202 (303 amino acids)
Biological process (GO): purine nucleobase catabolic process; urate catabolic process
Cellular component (GO): peroxisome
Molecular function (GO): urate oxidase activity
Source: RefSeq, a predicted model, not a curated record